This is a messenger RNA of Tilletiaria anomala UBC 951, 320 nucleotides long. RefSeq lists its product as uncharacterized. The record is from RefSeq and is a predicted model, not a curated record. The transcript has 2 exons. Bases 40 to 225 code for a protein of 61 amino acids. NCBI's taxonomy places the organism in Eukaryota, Fungi, Basidiomycota, Exobasidiomycetes, Georgefischeriales, Tilletiariaceae.
UAUAUCUUUCCUCCAGGUAUCUCACGUCCUGUCGUCACCAUGCUCGAUGUGACCCCGGCCAACGCCCUGGUCUACACGACGCUAUGCGGCUUCAUGCUAGUCGGCCUCUACGCCGGCUGGCAUGUCAAGAGCAAGUCCGACUUUAUCAGCGGUAUUCGAACGCAGACCAGUGAGCCCUCGUCAGCCUUCGUGCAAUGGCUGCUACCGGAACGUGGGUGUCGCUGAUCACAACGACGUCAAAUUAUCAUCCAUCUAAUCUAGUCUUUCCACUUACGCUCAACUGGAUCGCUUCGAGUUAGUGGAUCCGCCGUCCGUCUAUU